AUGCAUUAAUACAACGCCAGUUUCAAGAAAAAAAUCGUCUACAAAAUUUUGGAGCAAAGCAUUAGACUCUACUGCAAACAGGAAGAUACUAAAAAACUUUUAUGAAAAUAAUAUUAUACAAUUCGAUAAAAAUAUCUCAGUACCAGCACCAAAUCUGCAACCAAAUCUGCAAGAUAAAAUAUUUUGGGAUGGCUUUAGAGAUGCAUUGCUUUCAAACAAGAGAAGACCAGAUAGUAAAAUUC
Racocetra persica is the source of this 242-nucleotide messenger RNA. The record is from the annotation of a GenBank genome assembly. Lineage: Eukaryota; Fungi; Glomeromycota; Glomeromycetes; Diversisporales; Gigasporaceae.